This is a messenger RNA of Erigeron canadensis, 1672 nucleotides long. RefSeq names its product cytochrome P450 Tp4149-like. NCBI's taxonomy places the organism in Eukaryota, Viridiplantae, Streptophyta, Magnoliopsida, Asterales, Asteraceae. The coding region runs from base 1 to 1512 and encodes 503 amino acids. Gene Ontology annotation, molecular function: heme binding; monooxygenase activity; iron ion binding. The record is from RefSeq and is a predicted model, not a curated record. The transcript is spliced from 2 exons.
AUGUUUCACUCAAUAUUUCAGCUCCUUCUUAUCCCUCUCAUCUUUUCGUUCGUGUUCUUAUUAUUUUUGAUUCCUUUCAAAUUGCUUUCAUCUCCUUCUAAAACCCCAAAAAACCCGCCACCAUCCGCAAAAAAGCUUCCAAUUAUCGGAAACCUUCACCAAAUAGGCUCAACCCUCCAUCUCUCUUUACAAGCCAUAACCCAAAAACACGGGCCACUUGUGUUGAUUCACCUAGGUAGUGUACCCGUGUUGGUAGUCUCCUCAGCCGAAGGAGCUAGAGAAAUCUUGAAAACCCAUGAUUUGAUAUUCUCAAGUCGAGCGAAGAAUUACAUUUACGACAUACUCAGUUUUGGUUCCAAGGACAUAGGGUUUGCCCCGUACGGAGAGUAUUGGAGGCAGGUCAAGAGCGUUACGGUGCUCCACCUUCUAAGCCGUAAACGAGUUCAAUCCUUUAGAAAACUAAGAGAAAAGGAAACAGUUGAUAUGAUUGAAACGAUUGGGAAAAAAUGUGGUUCUGUAGUUGAUAUAACCGGGAUGCUUUUCUUGCUUACUAACAACAUAUUAUGUCAGGCGGCGUUAGGAAAGACGUAUAGCGAUUUAAAGUUGAUGGACUUGAUGGCAAGAUCUCAGCACCUACUUGGUGCUUUUGUUGUAGGGAGUUAUAUUCCAUGGUUAUCAUGGGUGGAUCGAUUGCGUGGUUUAGAGCGAGGAGCAAAGCAAGUUGCUAAAGAAUUUGACGAGCUGCUUGAUGUUGUUAUUGACGAGCAUAUAGAUAAGAAUACGAAAGCAGAUUCUAAUGGUAAUGGAAGCCAGGAUCUAAUUGAUAUCUUACUUGAGCUUCAAAAGGAAAACACAAAAAACUUUACACUUGAAAAAGAUACCAUUAAAGGCGUCAUCUUCGAUGUGUUUGUUGCUGGAACCGAUGCAACAUACGCAAGUGUAGAGUGGGCACUAAGCGAGCUAGUAAGACACCCGGAUAUAAUGAAGAAGCUUCAAACCGAGGUAACAAAAAUAGCCAAAGGAAGAUCAAUGAUCAGCGAGGACGAUAUACAAGAAAUGCAUUACUUGAAAGCUGUCAUCAAAGAGAGCUUGCGAUUACACCCUCCGGUCCCAGUACUAAUUCCUCAUCAAUCAAGAGAGGAUGUGAAAGUAAUGGGUUAUGAUAUCGCAAAAGGCACCCAAGUGAUGGUUAAUGUUUGGGCAAUAGCAAGAGAUCCUUCCAUAUGGGAAGAACCGGAUAAAUUUAACCCCGAUAGGUUUCUGAACAGUUCCAUGGACUAUAGAGGAUUCGACUAUGAAUACUUGCCUUUUGGUUCCGGUCGAAGAGGGUGUCCUGGUACCGAAUUUGCUAUGGCGACUAGCGAGGUUGUUCUAGCAAACAUUGUGCUCAAGUUUGAUUUAACAAUGCCGAACGAAAGGAGACCCGUAGAAUUAGACAUGGAUGGAGCACCCGGAUUAUCUGUUGUUAGGAAGUCUCAUUUACUACUUGUGCCUUCUUCUCGUUUAGGGUAAAUUCCAUGAAGGUGUCAUCUAUCAAAUACGUAUAUAUAUAUAUAUAUAUUGUUAAGAUAAUAUAUUGUUAAGAUAUAUUUAUAAUAAACACUUCUGGUAUCCCGCAAUGCUGCGGUAGAAGUGCAUGUGUAUUAAUCUUUUUUAUUUCAAGAUUGUACGA